Trichogramma pretiosum is the source of this 4988-nucleotide messenger RNA. RefSeq lists its product as uncharacterized. The coding region runs from base 380 to 3457 and encodes 1025 amino acids. Gene Ontology annotation, molecular function: protein tyrosine phosphatase activity. Gene Ontology annotation, biological process: protein dephosphorylation. The transcript is spliced from 17 exons. The record is from RefSeq and is a predicted model, not a curated record. Lineage: Eukaryota; Metazoa; Arthropoda; Insecta; Hymenoptera; Trichogrammatidae. Gene Ontology annotation, cellular component: secretory granule.
CCCUUCAGUCGCUGUUUGGCUGUUGCGCUCGACCGGAGCUCUUAUUGCAGCGACAUAUACACGUUGUACGAACCGAGUAGGGGGGAGCUUGCGUCGUCCUUACGCCCGAUACAUAUUGAAGUCGCAAAUUUCCCAUUGCAUCGCGAGUGCGGCUAUGGUAACUUGGGCGCUCCGAACUUUGCAACGUUCCAGUAGCCGGCUCGUACCUUAGAAAUCCUGUCCGUUGCAGAGUGAAUUCGGCGAGACAGCAUCGAAGAUAGCAGCAAAUCGAGUCGCCGCCGCCGCUCUCGGUUCGGCCAAGCUGACAUGCAUCGUUAGCCCCUGAAACAUACGUGUGCUGCUGCUUUUACAAAAACGACACGCCCAGGCAAAUUAUCCCAUGGGCCUAAAGGGCUGGCGUGAAGGAGCGGAGGCGCGGCCGGCUGCAACUCACCUGCAGCUACUACUUUUGCUCGGCCUCUUCCUUCGCAGCGCUAGCUCCUACGGCGAAGUUGGUUGUUUGUUCAGUAAAAACUUGUGUAAGCCAGAAAUUGAAAGCUUUUGUUACAAUGAUCUGGCUUUUGGGAGGUGUAUACAAUUAUCCAAUGGAAUCACGGAAGCGUAUUUAUAUAAAUACGAUCUGGCACUGGAGGAGCUGGAACUUUUGCGUGCACAACUUGAACGACUCGAAUACGAAGGUUACAAAUGGUCACACUACUACACUCAGUGCGUCAUGCAAAUAUUACUCGACAACCUCCGUGACAGGUUAAACAACGACGCCGAAAGUAUGUGCAAGCAUCUAAAAUAUUACAAAACCAAGGAUGACGAAAGCGAGGAUGGGAUUGUCGAUGGGGAUGCUUUUGUCCAAUCCAGGGUGAAAGAUCCCAUAGAAGCUGUGGUGAAAUUUGCUCCGAGUCAGAUCACUCCGCAAGACUAUGCCGACGAAGUUUAUUAUACAUCAGACAGCAAGCAAAAAUUUAAUGACAAUGCCCAACUUCAUGAAUUGCAACAGUUGCAACAUCAUCUGCAACAGCAACAACAACAUCAACAACAAGACUCGUCGAACUUCGAUGAUUAUGGUGAUAGAUUUAUAGAAAAGCUCGGCCGGUCCGAAAAUGAGUAUCAUCGAGGUUCGCGCUCUCUGAAUUCAAAGCCAAAUCUACAAGCGAAGGCCGCACUGACGUACGAGCAAGUGGCGGAUUACCCCGUUUCUCCCGAGUACGUCGAGGCUUUGCGUCGAUUUUUAGACAACGAGGUGAAUCUGUUCCAGCAGCAAGCUAAAGACGAGAAUUUAGAAUUUUUGCCGAGAGAUGCCAUUGUCACGGAUGAGCAAUCAUUUUCCUCAAAGUACAAAUACCCUAAGGAAUUUUUCGAGCAACAAUUUUCCGAUUACGAAGACAUUAGCGAUGAAGAUGCCGAGCUCGAGUCGGACGAUGAGGACAACGAAGAAGACAAUCAGCAGGAGCAUCAGCGCCAAAAGCUCGUGAAAAAUGCUCUGAAACCUGUGAUCGACGCUUUGGCUCAGCAUCAGGGUAGCGGCAGUGGCCUCAUCGACGACGAUGAUGACAUAACAAUAUUACCUGCUUUCAGAGGCAACGCCGAUCCUACAGAUGAUGAAAUGCACCUGAACGAUGAUUUGAAUGGACUUUUAUGGCGCCGUGAAUUGGCAGGAUUCAAACGAAGAGAACGCUUAGAUGUAAAGAAACCAGGUCCUCAGUACGCUACGAAUAAUUUUGCCUUCAAAAUUCAGUCCACAUACAGCCCUGAUGAAGAUGAAAAUUACCAGGAUGGUAGCAAGCUCCUUGAUAAUGGUCAGAACGUACUUCUUGAAAAGAAAGAAAUUCUUACGGUUCCAAAUGCACAAAAAGAUUUUUACAAUCUGAAAUUAAAUUUAUCAAAGACUUACGAAAACGUCGAUUUGGAUUACGUUUAUAUACAAUUUAAUCAAGAAUUUCAUUCUUGGUCUGAAGGCGAACGCAUUGUUAAUAUGGUUGGCUCUUUAUUGGGAUUAAGACCCGGAGAACUAAAAGACAUAAGAGUUGGUCGAGCUGAAAUUACUUUCAAAGUACCUAGAAACAGUAAAGACUAUAACGCAACCGAUAUCGUUAGUAAAAUCGGUGAGGAUGACAUACGCAAGGAUUUGCAUUCCCAACUUAAUAUUGAAGUUAUUCGAGCUGGAAUAGGAGAUAAGACCAAAUUACCAGCAAUAUUGGAAGUGUCAAAACGUGAAGAAAUGAACCCUGGUUUAUUCAGUGCUCUUGUGGUGACGGGUGUGGCCGGCGUUACCGCAGCAUCUAUCGUUGUACUAAUAAUAGCUCGACGUCACGCAAAAGCACGAGCCAAAUUGGCUGGUCUUCGAACACCGGAUCCAGAAGCCUCAAAGGAUUAUCAGGAAUUAUGUCGCGCUCGAAUGCAGGCCAAACAGGUGGACAAAUUGUCCGAAUCGCCCAGAGGUUUUGACUUUGGACGGCUCAUUGAAUCUGGUAGAAAUGAAUCAAUCCGAUCUAGUACGUCCUCGUGGAACGAAGAGCCACCUGUCAGCAAUAUGGAUGUUGCUACUGGGCAUAUUGUUUUGUCAUACAUGGAAGAACAUUUAAAAAAUCAAACUAAACUGGACGAGGAAUGGGCUGCUUUGAGUUCCUACGAAGCUGAGCCUUGCUCAACUGCAAUCGCAACUGCAGAGGGAAAUGCAGAAUUAAACAGACCUGGGGCAGCACUACCUUAUGAUCAUUCUCGAGUUAUUUUAAAUGAUUUGGCAAAUGUCAACAAUUCAGACUACAUAAAUGCUUCAACUAUUACGGAUCACGACCCGCGAAAUCCAGCAUACAUCGCUACGCAGGGCCCUUUGCCAAAGACUGCGGCAGACUUUUGGCAGCUGGUCUGGGAGCAGGGCAGCGUGGUGAUCGUCAUGCUGACUCGACUCGUCGAGGACGGCAAGGCCAUGUGCUUCCGCUAUUGGCCCGACGAGGGCUCCGACCAGUACAACCUGUUCGAAGUGCACAUGGUUUCGGAGCACAUCUGGUGCGACGACUACCUCGUGCGCUCAUUUUACCUGAAGAACCUGCGGAGCGGAGAGACGCGCACCGUCACGCAGUUCCACUUUCUUACCUGGUCGCAGGACUCCCUGCCCAAGAGUACCAAGUCUCUGCUUGAAUUCCGCCGGAAAGUCAACAAGGCGUACCGUGGCCGAUCUUGUCCCAUUAUAGUGCACUGCAGCGAUGGUGCCGGUCGAACGGGUACUUACUGUCUCAUCGAUAUGGUACUGAAUCGCAUGUCCAAGGGAGCCAAGGAAAUCGACAUCGCGACCACCCUGGAGCACAUCAGAGAUCAACGCUCGGGUAUGGUCGCCAACAAGCAGCAGUUCGAGUUUGCCCUCAUGGCUGUUGCCGAAGAGGUGCACGCUAUUCUCAAAUCCUUGCCUAUCGUCGCCGCUGAAAAGGCUAACAAUAGCAAGUCUACGGCAAAGUCUGAUAAAUAAAGCAUAGAGCCACCGAUAUUACAUAGCAUCCAAAAUUAUAUACAGACAUGUCUAUGUACGUUCCAUCCUGCUCAUAUAGCUCAACCUCAAUUUUUUCCAUCAAUUUGCUUUCUUUGAUUUAAGUUGCAUAUAUUUUUUUCUUCGUAUCUUCGAUUAUGGUAUUAUAAUUGCUAAACUAAUUUUAAACGUCUGGAUUUGUAUGAAUAAUGAUAGCUCCUAAUUGUAUACCAUUUUUAAUAUUUUCUUUAUAAUCAAUAAUCGAAAUCAUACGUACGAGUCUUUUGACAAAUCUUUUAUAUAGGCAAACAAUGUUACCUAUUUUCACGUACCCACAUAUACUUGAUUCGCCUUGAAUUUCAUUGUACUUCGAGCCGUAAUCUCAAUAUGCUGCAGUAUAUUAACACAAUAAAAUCAUUUCUCAUAUGAGUGUUUUUCGCUGUGCGAUCGACCGGCCUAUGAAAAUAAGCCGAUAAGAUUAAGUUCAGAUGAGAGAAUAGUAGACUAUGAAGGCAAAUGAUGGGCUAACUUUCAUCGUGCAAAAUAUAAGGAAUAUGAAGUGGGAUCGGGUAGUCAAUGAUGUAUCUUACAACUCGUGCAUGUAUUGUUAUGAAUAUUUUACGCAUGUACACGUUUUUGAGCUGAAUGUUUAUUACAUGCAUACUACUCGAUGCAAUUAUUAUAAAGGUGUUUAACAAAGUGACUACGGUGAUGUGGUUUCCAUUGAGUCCCCUUCACGUUAUACUAUCGUACAAUAUAAGCAUAAUUUUAAUUUACAUGAAAUUUCAACUAUAAGAAUAAUUCAUCGAGUAUAUAUAGAUAUUGAAUGUCAUGAAAAUUAAAUGUAUUAUGUACCAUUACCACAUUAUUAUUAAUUAUAUAUUAUCUGAAAGUAAGUCAAACGUUAAAGUCACCGAAAAAUAUUUUACUAUACUACGUACAAUGGUGUAAAAGAUAAUUAUACAUUACAGUUAUUAACAAUAAUAUGGAAUGAUAAAAAUGUGUCCAAGCAUUAAUGUAUAUAUAUAUAUUUAUAUAUCCCGAAGGACCAUGAUACAACUACUGUAACUAAUGAAAUUUAAAUUAAUUUUCAUUAAUUCAUUUUAAAUUAUUUUGUUCGUGGUUUAUACUCGAUGGACGUACCAUUAAUAUUUUAAUUAUAAUAAAAUAACAAAAUACCCUACUUAUAUAUAUAUUACAUCGUGGUUCGCAAUGUUCGAUAAAAUGUAUGACGAAAGAAUAGAUUUGUACUAGCUGAAAAUAUUAACUAAAAUUGAUUCGAGAUAUAUAUUGUAUUCGUCUUUGUAUUUAUGUACUGGAAGAAUUUUUGAGAAAAAAAACUAUAUAAGGCAGUACGUAAGGAUAGCGAGAAAUAACAUUAUAGUACAAUUAUAAAGAAACCAAUAAUCACACAGAAAGAACUUUUCGUGGUAGUUUUAAUAUCAUGGUCCCCAAAUCCUAAUAGAAAUUAUAUAAACUAAAAACUUGACUGAUCAUUUGACUCUAUGAGAUAAAAAUCGGUAGAAAAAUUAUC